AUGACAACAAACCUCACGGAAGCUGCGCACGCGGUGCGGACGCUCAGGAUCGAUGGCUACAGCGCGACUACGGCCAUGGGUGAGGAAGAUUCCAUCAAAUCCAGAUGGAGCGUCGAUGGGUACGAGUGGGAAGUCAGCGUCUAUCCUGCAAGGGUACGCGUUCCCAUGGAUGAAGUUCCGUGGGUAGCAGCGGCGCUCAACCUUCUCAGCAAAGGCCGUACGAACGUCGUGAUGGCGAAUCUAGGGGCCCGUUUGGUAGAUCCUCGAGGGUCGCUUCCAGCAUCCCAACAGAAGAGCCAGGCUGAAACAUUCAGUGGUCGCAAAGGCUUCUCAUCUCCAGUCUUCGUUUUUCUUUUGCCGUCGCGUGAUCUACCAGCGUCAGGCUACCUCUGGAAUGAUACUCUGACCGUGGAGUGCACGAUCACGGUGCUCAAGGACAUGCCGGUGCCCACGGUCCCGGUGAGCCAGGUGCUGCCCAUGCCAUCCUCCAACUUGGAUCAGCACCUCGGUGAGCUCCUGCGUGCUGGGACUGGAGCGGAUGUCACAUUCGUUGUGGCCGGUGAGGCAUUUCCUGCUCACAAGGCCAUACUCGCUGCAAGGUCCCCUGUGCUCAUGGCGGAGUUCUUUGGGCACAUGAGGGAGACGAGCUCUGGACGUGUCCAGGUGCGGGGUGUUGCGCCGGCAGCCUUCAAGGCCAUGCUGCACUUCGUCUACACCGACACUGUGCCUGAACUUGAUCAGGAGGUGAAGGCCGUGGUGAUGUCAUGGGCUCAGCAUCUCCUUGCGACUGCUGACAGGUAUGGGCUGGACAGGCUGAAGCUGAUUUGUGAAAUAAAGCUUUCUGCUGGCAUCACCGUCGACACGGCCGCGAUGAUAUUGGCUCUGGCUGAGAAGCACAGCUGCUUGCACCUCAAGGCUAAGUGCGUGGAAUUUAUCGUGAGCACUCCCGCAAUCCUUGAUGCUGUGGUGGCGACGGAGGGGUAUAGGCAGCUGGAGGCAAGCUGCCCUGCAGCGGUUACUAGCAUUGUCAUCUCCAUGCGUGGCGGAAGGAAUUGA
Molecule: messenger RNA, 1056 nt
Organism: Lolium rigidum
Lineage: Eukaryota; Viridiplantae; Streptophyta; Magnoliopsida; Poales; Poaceae
Product: BTB/POZ and MATH domain-containing protein 2-like
Exons: 1
Coding region: 1-1056 (351 amino acids)
Biological process (GO): protein ubiquitination
Molecular function (GO): protein binding
Source: RefSeq, a predicted model, not a curated record